This is a messenger RNA of Solanum verrucosum, 2021 nucleotides long. Its product is annotated as ethylene-responsive transcription factor ERF118-like. Lineage: Eukaryota; Viridiplantae; Streptophyta; Magnoliopsida; Solanales; Solanaceae. Gene Ontology annotation, molecular function: DNA binding; DNA-binding transcription factor activity. The transcript has 2 exons. The record is from RefSeq and is a predicted model, not a curated record. The coding region runs from base 655 to 1689 and encodes 344 amino acids. Gene Ontology annotation, biological process: regulation of DNA-templated transcription.
GUGGACUUGGUAAAUUUUGGUGUUUUUUGUUGUUGUCUAUAUACGUGAAAUUUACACAGAGUGAGAGUACAGAGGGGGCUAAAGGGUUACGAAAUUUACCUUUUGUCAGAUUCUGGGGAGGAGAAAUCUUGGCCAUAGAUUCCUAAUCUGUGUAUUUUUUUUGGGUUGUUGUGUUUUUUGGGGAUAAAUAGGAGUAUCUGAUCCGAUUUUUUGUUUCUCUUUUGGUUGCUUUUUUGGUUGAGAAGAACAGAAGGAGGAAGGAGGAAGGAAGAAGAAAGGGGUUGUGAUAUAUGUCGGCAAAUUUCUGUUUGGCUGUGAUUGGAGCUCCAUUGAAGCUCUGGGUAUCUGUUUCUUCAGUGAUAUUUGGUCUUUGCAUGCAACAAAUCCUCUGCUGUGAUCAUCAGCAGCAGGGUACUACUCUGUUUUUCACGACUGUUUCGAUGCGUUUGAGGCCCAAAAGGACUUGUUCUGGUGUUGUUUGCUUUGGUGGAUUUCAUAUAAACCGAUUUUUACAUCCUAUUUUGCUCUUGAGACGGCCGAUUACUUGAUUUUUUUGCUGAGUUUUUCAAAUUAAAUUCAAAUUUCUUUCUGUUUCCUUUUGAUAAACCAAUUUUCUGGGCACAUUUUGAGGGGUUUUGAAGAUUUGAAGAAAUCAUGAAAAUGUUUGAGUCUCAGAGACAAUUUCAGAAAUCGAAGGUUAGGGAAGAAUCAGCCCGACCCAUGAGGAAAAUCCGGAUCGUUUGUGACGACCCGGAAGCUACUGAUUCUUCUGAUGAUGAAGGGGUUGAUGUUUCGAAACCCAAACGAUUUGUUAGGGAGAUUUAUCUUCCUGCUGUUAACUCUUUUACCCUGAAAAAAGUACCUGAAACUGAAAGUUCUUGUCAAGAUAGCAACAAUGGUGACAAAAAGAGUAGAGGAGGGGUUAUAGCUAAAACCCCUAAAACCCCGAGUUGCCCGAGGCCCUCGUCUUCGAAAUACCGAGGUGUUCGUCAGCGUAAAUGGGGAAAAUGGGCUGCUGAAAUUCGGGAUCCUUUUAAAUCUAGGAGGGUCUGGCUUGGUACUUAUAGUACUGCUGAAGAAGCUUCUCAUGCUUAUGAAAUGAAAAGGCUUGAAUUCGAAGCGAUGGCUAAGAGUAAUUCGAAUACUGAUGUGUCUGAGAAGAGUUCGAAUAACGAAAGUAACAACAAGAAUCGUCGAAAGGUCAUCAAUGUUGGUUGUGUAUCUGAAGAUGACUCUGCUCAGAGUUUGGUGUCACAUACUUCACACACAUCUCCAGCAUCAGUUUUUGAAAUGGAGUCAUUGACUUCUGGUUCUGCUGCAGUGUCUGAGGUUAACAACAAUGACAAACUUGUUGAGCAACUACUGGAUGAUGAUAAGCUGGGAUUGAUGGAGGAUAGUUUAUCGCUCGCUGACAUUGGUGCACGAAUGGAUUUCGAUACGGAGAUGGACAUGUUCUUUGCUGGGAAUGAUAAUUUUUGCCAGAAUCUUGAUGACUUUGCUGUCAAUGAUUUUGAGGAUCUUCCGAUAUGUGGACUUGAUGGGCAGUUGCCUGAUGAUUUACCUGAUUACGAUUUCGACUUUGAUUUCGAUGGAUACAAUGAUGCUUGUGCUUGGAUGGAUGAUGCAGCAACUGCUCCACUGAUGAAUGGAACAACAACAACACCCCUCAAUAUUGCAUUAUGCCCAUAAGUUUUGCAGCUAUAGGAGUUUCAAUAUUUAUUAGUACUCUAUUAGUUUAUUUAUUAGUAAUCCAUAGAGAGUUUUAAUGUCUCAAGAAUCAUUAAACUUAGCUUCUCGAGACCGCGGUCCUUCGCUUUUCAAGUUAGUUUUGAGUAGUCUUUACAUUAUGUUUUAAGAGAGUUUUGAGACUUUGAGUUUUGAGGAAUGUGUUCUUGUCUUUGAAGAAGAUUGAGUCAAUAGUCCCUUUGGGUUUUUCCUGUGCUGCUAGAGCCGUCCAAAGGCCUAUUGAAUCUCGAUUUUCGGUUUAGUCUCAGACUGUUUACUGUUUGUGAUGAGCUAUG